GCCCGGUGGCGUGCGCGUGCGCGGUGCGGGGCGAUGACAAGCCGGGAGGCGUGCGCCUGCGCGGUGCGGGGCUGAGGCCGUAGCCUGGGGGUACGCGUGCGUACUCGGGUAGAUUCCCGUUUAGUCCGGUUCUGGCCCAAUUGUCCUCGCAGGGACCAUAACAGGCCGAAGCGCUGCGUCUGCGGGAAGAGGCGAGGUUCAGUUAAGUCUUCAGAAAAUACAACAUAAGAAUGGCUUCUAAAAGGGCUCUGGUCAUCCUGGCUAAAGGAGCAGAGGAGAUGGAGACGGUUAUCCCUGUAGAUGUCAUGAGACGAGCUGGAAUUAAGGUCACCGUUGCAGGCCUGGCUGGAAAAGAUCCGGUGCAGUGUAGCCGAGAUGUUGUCAUUUGUCCCGACGCCAGCCUGGAAGAUGCCAAAAAAGAGGGACCUUAUGACGUGGUGGUUCUGCCGGGAGGCAAUCUGGGCGCACAGAAUUUAUCGGAGUCUGCUGCUGUGAAGGACAUCCUGAAGGAGCAGGAGAAGAGGAAGGGCCUCAUAGCAGCCAUCUGUGCAGGUCCCACGGCUCUGUUGGCUCAUGAGAUCGGUUUUGGAAGCAAAGUUACGACGCACCCACUUGCUAAAGACAAGAUGAUGAACGGAAGUCAUUACAGCUACUCAGAGAAUCGCGUGGAAAAGGACGGUCUGAUCCUCACCAGCCGGGGGCCUGGAACCAGCUUCGAGUUUGCUCUGGCCAUUGUCGAGGCCCUGGCCGGCAAGGAGGUGGCCGACCAAGUGAAGGCCCCGCUUGUUCUGAGAGACUAGAGCUGAGCGGGCUGCCGGGAACCCCUCCACCCGAGGGUGCUUUAAACCCAGAGGGUGGCUCCGUGCCUGCCCCCGAGGCGAGCUUGUGACCCGACAGCUGCAGAUGCUCUCCCCACAGUCGUGUCCCCACAUUUCAGACCCUGCUUCCCGAAUAAAUAGGGCAUUUAGCAAACUA
Molecule: messenger RNA, 975 nt
Organism: Phacochoerus africanus (Common warthog)
Lineage: Eukaryota; Metazoa; Chordata; Mammalia; Artiodactyla; Suidae
Gene: PARK7
Product: Parkinsonism associated deglycase
Exons: 7
Coding region: 231-800 (189 amino acids)
Biological process (GO): guanine deglycation, glyoxal removal; protein deglycation, glyoxal removal
Cellular component (GO): nucleus; cytosol
Molecular function (GO): protein deglycase activity
Source: RefSeq, a predicted model, not a curated record